AUGCAGCCUACUAGCGUCCUCGUGUUGACAAGAUCAUCCCACACAGAUGCGGUCAAUCCCGCUGCGGAAGCGACAAAGACGUCUCUUCUACCCCUUCGCAAGGCAUGCGAUAGUUGUCGUCGGCGGAAAACACGAUGUGAUCGUAGAAGCCCCUGCAACGCAUGCAAAAUCUCCUGCCUCAAAUGUGAAUAUCUCACAGUUCACCAGAGGAGGGGCCCAAAAAGGCGCAGAACCGGCAGCACUGACAGCCCCGAGGACGGUUCACCCCAUCCCUUCAAUAGCGAAAACUAUAUUCCAACCAAUGAGUCGCCGUCCACCUCCACCCCAGAAGCCGAGAUAUCAUCGCCUUACUCUGGUUUUGAGGCUCAUGGGGCAGCCUCCUCUACUUCACCGAUAGAAACUACUAGCGUUAAUCAUCAGAUUCACCCUCAAGAAGAUGAUCCAAAAACAUAUUAUUCAUUCGUUUCCAAUACCAUGGAUAAUUUCAUUGCUCAUUGCCCCGUCGCAAAUAGUAGUCCGAAUACAGCACAUCUGCCGCCAGCUGAAAACCUCUUCCUUCCUGGACUUACGUUAGGUUCUUCUUAUUCCUCGGCAAACUCACAGACGGAUCUUCUCGCCAACGCCACUUUCGGCACCUUUGCCCCGUAUGUUAAGCUCUUCGUCGAGCAUAUAUACCCAAUAAUGCCUGUAUUCGACCGGAACAAGCUGGUAAGCGACCUUGAGUUCCGAGUCGAUGAUCCAGAGCCACUAUCACCCGAAGAAACCGCGAUGUUUUCUGCAUUAUCCGCAGCCGUCAUCUUGCAACUAAACUUAACUAUGGAAGGUGAAGGUACAGAGCCGACGGGGAGCCAGGAAGCAGCUUCAGGCCCCAGCGUUCCCGAAGAGACCCCGAAAAGGAUCAUGGUCGGCAGCCGAGCCGCGGCAUCUUUUAUAUCACAAAGUCUCUCAAUACGACAACACUCUGACUUCAUUGACGCACCUACGGUCAACUGGAUCCUUACGUCUUUCUUCAUAUUUUCCUAUUACGGCCACCUUGAGCGACACACAUCUGCAUGGUACUACCUGAGAGAAGCUAUUAGUCUUAGCCUAGAAUUAAAGCUUCACAUUGAAGAGCCCUUUUGUAGGAAGGAUCCCGGCGAAUCCCAAAGACGGAAAAGAAUAUUUUGGCUUCUGUUCGUCACCGAAAGGGGAUACGCUGUACAGCGGCGACGGGCUGUUACCUUGCAGCCAUCAAUUUCUCUGCCUUUAAUCUUUGACUCUGAAGAUCCCUGUCUAUUAUACGGUUUCGUUAAUCUGAUCAACCUUUUCAAAUUUGUGGACUCCAAAUUCUCUUACAUAUGGGGUGACGAUAAUAAGUUGAGUGCGGAUGGACAGCCAGUUGGAGACUCAGAAGCCCUCAGUUCGUGGCUUGUUUCAUUCCAAGAAAACAUCAGCAGGGUUUCUGUUCCUCUUUCAGAAAGCAUUGAAACUCAAAGGGUGGAUAUAAUGGUCACCCGAGAAUGGCUUCAUAUGGUAGCAUGGCAGAUGACUGUUAGACUAGGUUUGUUGAAAGCCUGCGACGAAACGAAAAAAAAUACCUUUCUACACCUAAAAUACCCGUUCCUGCCUGCAAAAGACCUUGUUACAGUUAUUUCGGGCACUCAAAUAAAAUCUCUUGAGUCGCACGGUAUCGGCAUGGAGCAGAAGAUUUCCCAGGUAGCCAUAUGUCUGACAGACGUCAUGGCGUGCACGUGUAGCGGACCGCAACCGGAUCUGAACGGUCUUCGUCAGGGGGGAGACUACCUACGGGUCUUUUUGGGUCUAUUAUCCAAAUUUCGCGGGCAAAGGUCACGGUAUUUAGAAGCCGUCCUGAGCAAAGCUCUACCUUUCAUAUCGAAUACACUUUGCAAACAACCCUCGCCUCUUGGGGAACCAUUGACACUUCGAGCUGGUGGGAACGAAACUAAUCACAGUGCUCAUGAUGAUGAUAACGCGAGUCUAGAUUAUGUUCUCUUGUAA
Messenger RNA from Orbilia oligospora ATCC 24927, 1998 nucleotides. RefSeq lists its product as uncharacterized. Gene Ontology annotation, biological process: DNA-templated transcription; regulation of DNA-templated transcription. The record is from RefSeq and is a predicted model, not a curated record. The transcript is spliced from 3 exons. NCBI's taxonomy places the organism in Eukaryota, Fungi, Ascomycota, Orbiliomycetes, Orbiliales, Orbiliaceae. The coding region runs from base 1 to 1998 and encodes 665 amino acids. Gene Ontology annotation, molecular function: zinc ion binding; DNA binding; DNA-binding transcription factor activity, RNA polymerase II-specific.